UCCCCCUUUGUUUUGCAUCUCCGCAAAGUUUCUUGAUUUUCAUGCCUUUUUCCUCUCAUUUAAACAAUGUCAUCUAAUAAUCCAUUCUAUGAACUAAGUCCGGAUAUAAAGAGUUUAUUGACUAUAGAAACGUUUAGAGAAAAUGUCUCAACAGCCGAUUUUGUUGAAAAGAUUUCGACUGGUGUGAUUGGACAAAUGAAUCAAAUAGGAGGAAAUACGACGACUUUUGAUCCUAAGCCGUUUAUUCGAACCUUUGAGAGUGUACUCGAAGAACUUUAUCACUUAAAGACUCGUGUACAGCAGCAGUGUAGCGAACUUGAAAACAGUACUCAAGUCGCAGAAAAAGAGUAUCGCCAAAGUAUAGCAGACCUGCAUGAAUCAUUUGACGAUGUCUAUCAUUCAUAUGACAGCUUGGAAAACAGAAUAGGCGAAGUAGGCAAGACUGCUAUUCGUAUAGGUGAACAGUUGGAAACGAUCGAUAAAGAGCGAUCAAAGGCUUCAGAAAGUAGAGAUAUCAUAGAGUAUUUUAUGGAAUUUCAGGAAGGCAACAGUGAGCGUUUAGACUCUUUAGUGCAAACAGGAGAAGAGGGACAGUUGAAGGCUGCUGUCAUUGCUAGAAGAUUAAAUGCGGUUUCUAAAGAAGUAGAUAAUGAUCCAGAAGCUAGAAGAGCGAUUGAAAAAUUCUGUGAAAGUUUCGAAAAUGAAAUUCUACAAGAUUUCAACAAAGCAUAUACGGAAGGUGAUCCUCGUCAGAUGGCACACUGUGCCAAGGUUCUGUUCGAGUUUAAUGGUGGCACGUCAUGUGUGCAGAUAUAUGUUAAUCAGCAUGAGUUCUUUAUGUCAAAUAUGACAAUGGAAGAUACAGAUCAAACCAGAGAUUCCGAAGACAAUGCAGAUUUAUCAAACCCCAAUGUGCCAUCACCUGAAGUGGAUACGAGUCUUGUCAAAUUGUAUGAUGAUAUCCGUAUUACUGUACGCCGGGAGGCUGGUAUCAUUUCAAGUGUAUUUCCACAACCAGCAACAGUCAUGCAAGUCCUUUUGCAGCGUAUAUUUGCUCAAUCUAUACAAAACCAUAUUGAGUUAUUGCUUUCGAGAUCAGAAAAAUGCUCACACUUGGCCUAUUUAAGAACAUUAGCCUCUACACAUGCAGAAACAAAGAGACUUAUCGAAAACCUCAAGUUUUAUUGUGAUAAAGAGGUUCCGCUCAAGGAUCCUACAGAUAUAAACGGGCUGGCUAGUUCUGCUUCUCCUGACGAAACCCUGGACAGAUGUAUGGAUGAUUUAUUCGUACCUUAUACUGAAGGCGGUCGAUACCUAAAGAAGGAGAAGGAGUCUCUUCAUGAAUUAUUUGGAAAUAUCGUAUCUGAAUUUCUUAAUGCCAUGCAACGUCGAAAGAUAACAUCUGCACGUAAUCAAUCUGUAUUGACAAGAACACUAAAUCAAAUAUCUUCAACAUCUGGAGGCAUCAUGUCUCCAUCCGCUUCUUCGCCAUUAUUAAGUGAAGAUGGAGUUUCACAGGCCGGAAUAGAUCAUUUUGGCCGAAUCAAAGAAAGCUCAACCAAUUUGUUUGUAGACGAAAAUGGUUUUUGCUUGUUAUCGUCAGGAGCAAUUCUAAAGAUGCUCAAUAUGCAUGCUGAAGCAAUCAUUCGAUGUGUUGAGCUAGAAGAUGUACAAGAAUCAAUGGGCUCUUUAAAGAAGAUCUAUAGCAUUUUGAUUGAUUUUGUUGGACAUAAAUACUUGGACAUAGCCAUGGAUGAGAUUAUUGAAAUUUUAAAUAACAGACGAGAUCAACCAGAUUUGUCUUGCUUUUCGGCUGUCAAGUCAGCUGCAGACAUAAUGCACCUAAUGCAGAAGCACUUUGAAUCUGCAAUAUUACCACUUGUAAUCACUGUGCCUUCAUCCCAUAGAGAUAUGCUUGCACUCAAAAAUGUCUUUAUGGCUAGUGUGGAACGAAAAAUAAACAGUAUACUUCAAAAGAGCAUAGAAGGAACCAUGUUUUGGCUUGGGGAAAUAUUGAGCCGACAAAAAAAGAAUGAUUUCCGGCCCAAAGAUGAAGAAGUGGCAAUGAUGAACAUGGGUACGCAACCGUGUAUGCAGAGUAUUGAGUUUGUUACCAAGGUGUAUCGAGCAGCAUCCAAUGCGCUUCAAGGCAAAAACUUUGAAGCUUUUCUAAAACGCAUUGGCAAUGGAUUACAUUCUAUGCUUUUGGAGCAUUUUAAAAAGUUUUAUGUUACUCCCACAGGUGGUCUUUUGGUUACAAAAGAUAUUGCAAAAUACCAGGAACUUGUCAAAAUGUUCAAAAUUGCUGUACUUGAUGAAAAGUUUGAAAUGUUACGCCAAUUAGGAAAUAUAUUUGUCGUGAAACCAGAAAUUCUCAAGUCUAUACUGUCUGAAGGGUACCUUGCCCGGUUAGACCCAUCUGUGCUUUACCCUUACUUGGAAAAACGAACUGAUUUCAAGACGGCCAAGUUGGACAGAUUGCUUGGCAUUUCUGUGGAUGAAGUAACUGAAGGACAGAGCACAGAGGUGUCAGCAGCAUCAAACAAUCAGCGUAGGACCGAUCAGAAAGGAAAAGGCCAAAGAAGAUCACUCUUUGUAAGUGAUAAUGAGAUACUCAAGGAUAUCAUGAAGAAUUAUACAAGCAAUCGUGAUUUCCUUUCUGCAUUCAAUCUGUCUUGAUUCUCUUUAUCUAUUGUUUUGUGUUUUUUUAUUUCUGAUUUAUCAUUAUAUUGAAAUAUACACACACAUUUUAAAAAGAGAUUCCCAUCACGCAAGCCAGAGAAUGAAUAUACUCUCAUUGUGGAACCUUACUUUUUAAAGUUUGAUUUUUAUGAUAUAGCCAAGUAAUACGUCAUAAAAAGG
Messenger RNA from Rhizopus microsporus ATCC 52813, 2862 nucleotides. RefSeq names its product exocyst complex component Sec10. Gene Ontology annotation, cellular component: exocyst; cytoplasm. Gene Ontology annotation, biological process: exocytosis; Golgi to plasma membrane transport. NCBI's taxonomy places the organism in Eukaryota, Fungi, Mucoromycota, Mucoromycetes, Mucorales, Rhizopodaceae. The coding region runs from base 67 to 2679 and encodes 870 amino acids. The transcript is spliced from 14 exons. The record is from RefSeq and is a predicted model, not a curated record.